Coregonus sp. 'balchen' is the source of this 8421-nucleotide messenger RNA. Lineage: Eukaryota; Metazoa; Chordata; Actinopteri; Salmoniformes; Salmonidae. The record is from the annotation of a GenBank genome assembly.
AGCUAGCUACGUUGUAUCAUAACAUUACAGUUUUGUUUGUCAACAAUAGGAUGGGAUCGGCGAAGAAGUCCUCAAAAUGUCCACUGAAGAGAUCGUUCAGCGGACACGUCUUCUGGACAGUGAAAUAAAGGUAGAUAGCUAGCUAGUCAUUUUAGCUGCUAUUGGUGUAUCAGAUGGGCCACACUUUUUUUUCUUUUUACUUCAUAUUUGUUGUGUCCACCUUAUACUUUACCCCAACAUUUUUUAAAUGACGAUAUGAAAAGUGUGAAUAUGUUGUGCCUAGGUCUAUACAUUCAAUUGGACUCUUAUGUUGUAGAUCAUGAAGAGUGAGGUGUUGAGGGUAACCCAUGAGCUGCAGGCCAUGAAGGACAAAAUCAAAGAAAACACAGAGAAGAUCAAAGUGAACAAGACCCUGCCAUACCUGGUCUCCAAUGUCAUCGAGGUAGGAGCAUGUACGCUUUUGUCUCAAUGUCACAUUAAAAUGUUUGAUGUUUUAUUGUAUUGAACAGUUUAGUAUCAAAAGCUCAAUUAUUGUGAAGCUGUGUUGAAGCUAAUUGUCAGUUAAUGACCAUGCAACAUUUUACAUUUACGUCAUUUAGCAGACGCUCUUAUCCAGAGCGACUUACAAAUUGGUGCAUUCACCUUAUAGCCAGUGGGAUAACCACUUUACAAAGUUUUCUUUUUUUCUUUUCUUUUUUUUUGGGGUGGGUGGGGUAAGGGGGGGUAGAAGGAUUACUUUAUCCUAUCCCAGGUAUUCCUUAAAGAGGUGGGGUUUCAAAUGUCUCCGGAAGGUGGUGAGUGACUCCGCUGUCCUGGCGUCGUGAGGGAGCUUGUUCCACCAUUGGGGUGCCAGAGCAGCGAACAGUUUUGACUGGGCUGAGCGGGAACUGUGCUUCCGCAGAGGUAGGGGAGCCAGCAGGCCAGAGGUGGAUGAACGCAAUGCCCUCGUUUGGGUGUAGGGACUGAUCAGAGCCUGAAGGUACGGAGGUGCCGUUCCCCUCACAGCUCCGUAGGCAAGCACCAUGGUCUUGUAGCAGAUGCGAGCUUCAACUGGAAGCCAGCGGGGUGACGUGAGAGAACUUGGGAAGGUUGAACACCAGACUUGUGUCUGGAUCAACGCAGGUUGGGUUUGAGAUGUCUUAAAACUGUCUUGCAGCUUCUGGAUGUGGACCCAAAUGACCAGGAGGAGGAUGGAGCAAACAUUGAUCUAGACUCCCAGAGGAAGGGCAAAUGUGCUGUCAUCAAAACAUCUACAAGACAGGUAAGUAACAACUAGAAAUAUGUCCAAUCCAGUGUUUUCUGAAGUAGUCAUUUAGCUGUGGUGCUGCGCCACGGCAAAAUCAUUGCCGCCACGACAAAAAAAUAUAGAACAUGAGAAAAUAUUUAUUCCGAGGCGCUCUUUGAAGAUGCUGGAACAGUCCACAUUUACAUUUCCUCUGCAAACAAAACUAGUAAUGAAUAGAAAAAAUCUGACAACCCCAUAAUAUAAUAGUUUAUCCAUUUAUGUAGUCGGCUUGUUUUGUGUUCUAUGCGAAAUGAAUGUUCCUCUUGAGGUGCAUUCGAGUUACGAGUGCCUUAGGGAGGGAAUUCCCUGAAUCGAAUAUAGGCUGUAAAAAUAGGCUACAUCUAUUUAGAAGGCUACUCAAACUUUUACCAGCCGCACCGUUUUACACUUUAUAUGGCCUGCGUAUGGUCUAAUGAACGAACGCCUGAAUUAAUGUGAUGAUGAACUGAAUUAUCAAAAACAAAUAGGCCUACCUGUUUGAACUUUGUGUCGGAUGUGUAUCCAUCUACGGUGUUGUUGUCCUUCUAAACUAGGGAUGUCACUCGUACAGCACCGGUCUCCACGAUGGUGUUGUAGCCUAUUCCCUUAUCAUAAUCGUUCUUUUAAUUUCUCCGGUUAGGCCUACGUUAGCCAUUUUCACGUGAGCUAGGCUAUAGUAAAGUUUCGUAUUAUCACGUGGGAAGAGGGAACAUAAGCGCUGUGCGUCGACAAAUUUGAACGUUUUAGCACCACACAAUGCGUGCGUGGCUAGUAGCCUUAUGUCUGCCUCGCCACUCACAGAAUGGAAUUCACAACACAACAAAAUCCUGGGUUUUAAAAAAAUGUGUAUUAUCUUGAUUUUAAAUGUUUCCGACCAUCAUGUAAUGGUUUUGAACCGCAAGCCGACCACGGGUUGAAAGAAUGUUUUAAUUCCACCCGCCAGCUGAUUUUUUGUUGUUGUUGCAGCUCACCCACGGGGCACCGUGGGUAUCCGACCCGAUGCAGGACUCUGCUAAUGAUUAGCCCAAUAGGGUAAAUGCAGAUAGGCAACCCCAUGCUUCAGCAUACAGUGGGGGAAAAAAGUAUUUAGUCAGCCACCAAUUAUAUUCCACCAUAAUUUGCAAAUAAAUUCAUAAAAAAUCCUACAAUGUGAUUUUCUGGAUUUUAUUUCUCAUUUUGUCUGUCAUAGUUGACGUGUACCUAUGAUGAAAAUUACAGGCCUCUCUCAUCUUUUUAAGUGGGAGAACUUGCACAAUUGGUGGCUGACUAAAUACUUUUUUCCCCCACUGUAUUUAUUUAUAGCCACUAUGCUGCAUCAGUUGGGCUAUAGGUGAAAAUGCUUAUUGUUAAUUGCAUACCUGAUAAUAUGCUAUUAACAAUAUGUACAAAAUAAUUGUAACAAAUAAUUUAACAAUGUUAUUUUGCUCAUUUCUGGAGGUGGAAAUUAUAUUUUAGAUGGUGUCAGCAUAAUUUUAUUUUCAUUAAUUUUUGAGUAAAAUGGCCUUUUAAAAAGUCACCAGAACAAAAUAAAAUAAAUCAGCCCCCGCGACCUUUUGCCCCCACUGCUACAAAUGUUUCCAGAGGAAACACUGGUCCGAUCUAUACUCCCAAGUUCAACUGCAUUUCAAUCAGUACUGUUCCUGUGUCCUUCUUAGUAAACUAAAACAGUUAUUAAUAGGAGUUAUUCAGCAGUGGUAGUUGACAUUGGCUGCCCCUUUUGUGCUCUUGCAGACAUACUUCCUCCCGGUCAUUGGCUUGGUGGAUGCAGAGAAACUGAAGCCGGGAGACCUUGUGGUAAGCCCUUAUGUGAUCACUUGAGUCCUUGAGUAGCAGCUCCCUCUGCUCAACAAGCAAUGGAUUUAUUUUUUGGUUAUGCUUGAGUGUCACAUUUACUUUUUCCUCUUUCCCUGUGGUGAUAACCAGGGGGUAAACAAGGACUCAUACCUGAUCCUGGAGACCCUGCCCACGGAGUACGACUCCAGAGUCAAAGCCAUGGAGGUGGACGAGCGCCCCACUGAACAGUACAGUGACAUUGGUGGAUUAGACAAACAAAUCCAGGAGGUCCGAUAUUAUCAUUUGAAUCUUAUCUCUUUAGACACUCAUGUGAAUGUAAUUGCAGUUUUAGUAACAUGUGAUGCUAUUCUUUUGACUUACAGCUGGUGGAAGCAAUCGUUCUGCCCAUGAACCACAAGGAGAAGUUUGAGAACCUGGGUAUUCAGCCACCUAAGGGGGUUUUGAUGUAUGGCCCCCCAGGCACAGGGAAAACCCUACUGGCUAGGGCCUGUGCUGCCCAGACCAAGGUAAAACAAAACACUGACUCUAUGGCUUGCAUUUUAGCAAGGGGUUGUUUGUUAGUGCGGAAGUGUCAACUCCUCUUCUGCUUUAGGUAAAAUGGUGUGGACAGGUGGAGUUUGAUUUAUUUACCUUUCAUCCUACUAUAGGCCACAUUCCUCAAGCUGGCUGGCCCACAGCUGGUCCAGAUGUUCAUUGGUGACGGUGCCAAGCUGGUCCGAGAUGCCUUUGCCCUGGCCAAGGAGAAGGCCCCCUCUAUCAUCUUCAUAGAUGAGCUGGACGCCAUUGGAACCAAACGGUGAGUGGUGCAGUUAAACUAUGAGUCCUAUGCACUGUAAACCAGCUACCGACAAGAAGUUUCACAGUUGCUUUCCAUAGCUGUUGAAUAGCAUCGACACAAACCUCUGAUCCCUUUGAUUUCUCCAGGUUUGACAGUGAGAAAGCAGGUGACAGAGAGGUCCAGAGAACUAUGCUUGAGCUCCUCAACCAGCUGGAUGGGUUCCAGCCCAACAUGCAAGUUAAGGUAUUACUCAGUUCUUUACUUUUUUUUCUUAAUCAGCUGUACUUGAGGUACCCAAGAGACCUGGUACCUAAGAAGGAGACCUGACUGUUUCACUAUGCUAUGAGGAGGCCCUAUAGUGUUAGCCUGGCUCACGUGACUCAGAAGGCAGGGAGAGCUGUGACACACUGGUCUGGAUAGGAGGCCGUUGUAAAUGCAUUAUUGAUUGGUUCUCUUCGCAUAAUCUUUUUGUGCAGUGUGAACACUCCAAAGGAACUCGGGGGCGGCAGGUAGCUUAGUGGGUAAGAGCGUUGUGCCAGUAACCGAAAGGUCGCUGGUUCUAAUCCCCGAGCCGACUAGGUGAAAAAUCUGUCGAUGUGCCCUUAGGCAAGGCACUUAACCCUAAUUGCUGAUGUAAGUCGCUCUGGAUAAGAGCGUCUGCUAAAUAUGUAAAAUGUAAAUGUAAAAUGUAACUCAGACCCCUCGAAAGAGCCCCCGAACCGAAACCAUCUCGAGAGGUGGUCUUAGUUCAGUUUGCUUGAAUUCCGCGGUCCGGUUCCCUUUUUUAGGGCAAUGUGAACACAAAGCACCGUUUCCCCUGCCAUAACCCCUCAACUCACAUUGGUGCCACAAAAUAAAGAAGAUGAUGAUGUGCAGGUUCUUGGAAAAAACAUGUGCUGUUUUUGGAUAUUGAUUAGCGAUUGUCAAGGAUGCACAGACAUUACAAAAUAUGUGUUUUAUACUGACAUGAUGUUCAGAUUAUUUGUUUGCAAUAUGUGAUCUUUAGACUAGAGAACUUCACGGGUCCAACAGACCUGAAAUUCUAACUGACCCUAAACCCAGAGCGGGUCUGGGUCCUAAAUUCUGACUUUUGUCUCAGAUCUGUAUUUACCAACUGGACCCGAUUGGACCUGACCUGUGUUAAUUUAUUGUUUGUGUGUUGAGAACUGCGCAAGCUUGUUAUGUCAGCAAAUUGCAACUCAAUGAAACAAAUAGCUUAUGUCCAGCUGAAACUGGUCCAGCUGUUCACCUCAGGAGCUCCUGCUGCUGAGGAGAGCGAGAGAGCGUAAAAGGGGCCUUGGACUAGGCUACUGUUGAUUGUGAAGAUGGAGAAAGAGUAUAGUGAAAAGAAGCCGACAAAAACGUUUUUAUAUUGUAGUGGACAAAUAUUAGAAGAACGUUGGCGCUGCCAAAUGUACUGUGUGCAACUCACUAUUCAGGUUUGAUACAAUUUUAUAACUUCCAUUUAUUUAUUUUGGAAUGUAUUAUUAAUUGUUUAGUCAUUAAUAAUAAUGAUAAGCUUGUUGUAAAAUAAAUAACAUUAGCCUAUUGCUGUCAUUUGUUUGGUAGGCCUACGGUAGGUAAUCGCCUUUGUUGGUAAUAGCUACAAUAUAGGCCGAGCGUGUUAAACUUUUUUUUGAAGAUUUCAUGCUGUUGAGCCAUUUUCAUUAGCCAAAUUAAGUUCCAGCUGUAAUGUUGUUUGCCGCAAUAUAACGUUAAUAGAAUUACCGGUAGGCCUAUGCUACUCGCACUCAAACCAUGAAAAGGAUAAACCAAAGAGGGCAAGAUGCAAAACGUAAUUUAAUGUCACAAUAUAAUAACCUGUUCUAUGUUCCCUAUGAACAAUGACUUGACUUACUUUCAUUACCCUAAUAAAGUUAAGCAACUUUUGUUUGGUGUGGUAUGGUUAUUAUUAGGCUUGGCUACUGCAGGCCUAUGAAGGCAGGGCGCACUGGCACUCCGACAGUUGAACUUGAGGUGAGAAAUAAUGUUUUAUGCCUACCAGAGUUACUCCUUUUAAUCGAACAAUAUAAUAUUCGGAUUGAAAAUGAACGAAUUUGCCUCCUAUACGCCUAUAUCUGUACAGCAGUAGUAGCCUAUCUGACUAGUGUAAAGAAGUCUGGAACAUGGCACCGGCUUAGCUCUAUCUUUCUCUAUGUCUCUCUAGGGCUAGGCCUAAGCUUGUCUCCCUUAAUAUUAACAAAUAAUAUAUAUGAAUAUCAUUCAGUGGACGCCUAUGCCUAUAUGCAUGCAAUGCCCUGAUGCAUUUAGCGCUCAAAUCUCUGACAGCUAAACCGUGAGGUAGACAAUUAUUGUUUUAGUAAACGAUAGACGAAAGUUUUUAAUAUGGUACGAAUCGAAACACAAAUCGUUUUUUAGUCAUUUGUUAUUGGCAGUUUAUAAGGAUACGUAACUGGAUCAUUUGGCCAAUACGACUUGUUUAUUGAUGGCGUUGGCAGCGACCAAUUGGAGGUUUCUUUCUCUCCCUCUGUCUACUCUUGGAUCUGAACGGGCCUCUUAGAUCCGAACCAGCAGUGGUCUGUUUGCCAUGGGCCUUUUCUGAACGGGUAAGACUGUCCUCGGGUCCAUUCGGAACGGCUCUUCGUUUUUUGAAGAUGUAUUUAUGCAUAUCGGGUCAGGUGGGAAUGCCACAGAUCAAUUUCAGAACGGGUCCAACUUUUUGUACCCGUGAAGACCUCUACUUUAGACUAAGAGUUUCAUAAGCUGUUUAUUCGAUUGUGGGGUUUGAAUAGUGAGAAGACAACAUAUUUGGUCACAACAUAGGGUACAAAGUCAAUGCUAGUUAUUUUAGGGGCAGUAGCCUACAGUGGGUGUACAAUUUUGAAUUACAGCAUUAUUUAAUCUGCAGUUAUUAUUCAGCUAUUUAUUAUGUUACCAAUCAUAUUUACAUGUUAAUAUUAUCUUUUGAUUAUAAUUGUCUCAUCUUUUAACUAAACGCAAUCUAGCUUCCAAAAUGUGAGUAGGUAUAUCUAGCUGUACGAUAACACGUUCUGAUGGAAUGGCUGGUCCUGCACUUUGUAAAAACCCAGAGUGCAUUGAGUGAAUGUUUGGAAAAUAUCUUUGUUCCGUUCUAAACAUAGCAAUGUGACUGCAAAGAGGACUCAGGACCACAAAAUAGGUGAAGUGAACUGGCAGAAGAGUUGAGUCCUCAUUCCAAGGCAAGGGCAGAGUGAAUACAAACAAGUUAUUUUGCUCUUUUUUUUACCACAGAGUUCACUUUUAAAGAGGGCUGAGAACGGUUAUUUUAAACACCCUCAAAUGUUUUGUCUUUCCUGGGGGGGUUGAGACCUCUCGUUGUAUGGAUUUGAAAAUCCAACAGUUGUAAUGAAAUGUGGUGGCGAUCAGGGACUGUGUGUGGCUGUGGGUGUGAGAGAAAGACACGGAGGAGAAACGAUCAGUAAAACCCAGCCCCCUUCAUUAUCGACGCAUCGUGCCGACAACAUCAAGUCUUUACAGACUGAGGUCAGGAGGACUUGGAGUUAGGUGUUAGCCAGACUACUAUUUUGUACGCUGACACCUUGACUUUCUGAUCCUCUUUUGCCAGGUUAUCGCUGCCACUAACAGGGUGGAUAUCCUAGAUCCCGCACUGCUGCGUUCUGGACGUCUGGACCGUAAGAUUGAGUUCCCAAUGCCCAAUGAGGAAGCACGAGCCCGCAUCAUGCAGAUUCACUCACGCAAGAUGAACGUCAGGUUUGGACCACUAUGCUUCAUCCUACGUUAGCCAAAUUGAUCUGCAUGUUAUGAUUUAUAAUUAAGUGAACUCUAGCUCGAAAGGUCAAAGUUAUACACUUGUUUGUCAUGUAUUAUUCAGAAUCUGAUUGGUAUCCCCUCCACUGCUUUGUUCCCACAGCCCUGAUGUCAACUACGAGGAGCUGGCCAGGUGCACUGAUGACUUCAACGGUGCCCAGUGCAAAGCAGUGUGUGUGGAGGCGGUGAGUAAUACCUUUUAUAAACAUGCACAAACCAGCCCUAUUAACUAAAGUACAGUUACGUUGUUUCCUUUCCCUUGGUGAAAGUUUUAUCAGUGACCUGCAUGUCAAGAUUUUGAUUGUAAGAUGUAAUUUGCCAUUUGUUCCCCUUUACAUUUUUUUAAAUCACAGCUAUAUUGACCUGGAUGCGUUUAGCAACGACAAGAACAAACAAGGAUUUUACUUUCUUUCCCUUAAUCUUUUCUCUUCCAGGGUAUGAUUGCCCUUCGCAGGGGGGCAACUGAGCUCAAUCAUGAGGACUACAUGGAAGGCAUCUUGGAAGUACAGGCCAAGAAGAAGGCCAACCUGCAGUACUAUGCCUAAGGGCCUGGCUCUUCAGGGGAAGGAUGUGUGUGUGUGAUACUCUCCAGUUGUGUGUCCAAAACAUGAACCAAUCUCUGUACUAUAAUGCAGCCAUAAUAGAUUGUCCCCAUUAGUGUGCAACAUUAACACUAAUUGCCACUUCUCUCUUUGGGUUUCAUUGGUUCAUUGCGGCUUCGGUAGUUAAGUUGUGAGGCAGGGACUGGAGACACGUUUUGGCUUCUUACAGUAUCUAUGGUCCAUUAAAAAAUAAAAAGGCUUUUUCCAUUAAUACA